AUGCUUCAGGAUAGAUGCUGGAAUAUUGUCUCCUUGUGGACGAUACCCAUUUUCAUCGGCGACGUAUUGGACUACAACAUCUUUACCAUCAUCACCAUGUACAAGAAAAUGUUCACUAAAUUCUUAAUCGUUACUCUUGCAGUCUACAUUGUAGCUGCUGAUGAAGUGGGAAUCCUCCAUCAAGAAUCUGAAUUCAAUCAAGAUGGUUCUUACAAAUUCAGCUAUGAAAGCCAAGAUGGAACCAAAGUUUCAGAAGUUGGAUCAGUAAAAAAUGUGAAUAACGUAGAUGUUCAUGUAGCUGAAGGAUCGUAUUCCUACCAUGGUGAUGAUGGCAAAGAUGUUGUAGUUCAAUACGUCGCCGAUGAAAAUGGAUACCGUCCACAAGGAGACAAUAUUCCUGCAUCCAUCCUGAAGAACUUGGAGGUUUUAGCAACUGCUAAACCGGCAAAAGAAAAUUAA
Messenger RNA from Nicrophorus vespilloides, 459 nucleotides. Its product is annotated as larval cuticle protein 8-like. Gene Ontology annotation, cellular component: chitin-based extracellular matrix. The transcript is spliced from 2 exons. Bases 1 to 459 code for a protein of 152 amino acids. Gene Ontology annotation, molecular function: structural constituent of chitin-based larval cuticle. NCBI's taxonomy places the organism in Eukaryota, Metazoa, Arthropoda, Insecta, Coleoptera, Silphidae. The record is from RefSeq and is a predicted model, not a curated record.